UAUUUUUACUAUCUAUGCCCAUGCCGUUACUGAAUUAGUUGUUUAUUUCAACUUCUACAGGCUCUUUCUUGACUUGAUAGAAGUUAAAAUAUGUGUGACAGCCGUUAAUAACAAAAGGAACUGAACAAUUUGACGUCGGAUGGUUCAUGGUCUGGUGGUUCUUCCUUUCCCGGUUUCGCUUUGUUCGUGAGCUUCUUGGUGGAAUGAGUGAAUCCUCGUCAGUGAGCGAUUUGAAAAACGGACGAUCUCGGAUGAAGCGAGUACGACGCGAUUAAAGAAAAGCACCUUCUAAAAAUUCGCUUUGAAAAAAAGAAGUUGAGAAUUAAUAAGUCAAUCAAACAAUCAUCCACCAUGUCCAUAAAUAUACGCUGCGCAAACACCAAUGAUCUUUUAAACAUCCAGCACUGCAAUUUGCAAUGUCUGCCCGAAAAUUAUCAAAUGAAGUACUACCUCUAUCAUGCUCUCUCCUGGCCCCAAUUGAGCUACGUUGCCGAGGACGAAAAGGGGCGAAUAGUCGGCUAUGUCCUGGCAAAAAUGGAAGAGGACUGCGAGGACAAUCCGCACGGACACAUUACCAGUUUGGCCGUGAAGCGUUCACAUCGCCGGCUUGGUAUCGCCCAAAAACUGAUGAAUCAAGCCUCGAGAGCAAUGGUGGAGUGUUUUGGGGCCAAGUAUGUCUCGCUGCAUGUACGCAGGAGCAAUCGGGCGGCUCUCAAUCUCUACAUGAGCAGUCUGCAGUUUGAAGUGUCGGAGGUGGAGCCGAAAUAUUACGCCGACGGCGAGGAUGCUUACGCGAUGAAACGGGAUCUGAGUUGUUUCCAUCAGGAGAAAAACGCGGCCAAGGAGAAGAUCAUCAAGGAGGGCAAUCCGCACACUCACACUGGAAGGUGCUGUGAACAUACUUAGUUUGACUGAGUCUCGUGUACAUAAAUAUAUUUCAAAGUGGUUUGUGUGUUUGUGCUUUCUUGUCAAAUAACUACUACCUUGUGGCAAUGAAUCGGGGGCGAGAUUUCAAUGGCGGUGAAUUGAAUUUGGCUGGGAAAAGAGAUUCAUUGAAACCUGCUUCUGGACGCUGUUUUUAUUCUUCUUUUUUUUUUUCUUUUUCUUUUUUUUUUUCUGUCGAAGCUUUAAGAAUAAUGUAUUUGAAAUUGGCAUCAGUGAAACGGUGGGUGGGGUU
Belonocnema kinseyi is the source of this 1177-nucleotide messenger RNA. RefSeq names its product N-alpha-acetyltransferase 11 (gene vnc). NCBI's taxonomy places the organism in Eukaryota, Metazoa, Arthropoda, Insecta, Hymenoptera, Cynipidae. Gene Ontology annotation, biological process: N-terminal peptidyl-glutamic acid acetylation. Bases 352 to 906 code for a protein of 184 amino acids. Gene Ontology annotation, molecular function: protein-N-terminal-glutamate acetyltransferase activity; protein N-terminal-serine acetyltransferase activity. The transcript has 2 exons. Gene Ontology annotation, cellular component: NatA complex. The record is from RefSeq and is a predicted model, not a curated record.